This is a messenger RNA of [Torrubiella] hemipterigena, 1128 nucleotides long. NCBI's taxonomy places the organism in Eukaryota, Fungi, Ascomycota, Sordariomycetes, Hypocreales, Clavicipitaceae. The record is from the annotation of a GenBank genome assembly.
AUGUCUGACUCCAGAGUCGCCGGGUUUCUCGUCAUCGAUAUCGGCAUCACGGUGCUUGCUCUGGGUGUGGCUGGUCUCCGCGUCUGGUACCGAUGGUCGCGUGGGCAGCUUGCCACCGCCGACUAUCUCAUCAGUUUUGCAAUGCUCACUUCUUUUAUACACAUGAUUAUCGAUAUUAUUAUUACUGCAGCGUUUGGCUAUGGCCGCCACGAGCGUGAUCUGCCGGCAGAUCUCCAAAAUUCAUGGAAAACUGCUCUUACAUUUUGGCUUAUUCAAAUAUUUACGAAACCACCGCUCAUGUUCAGCAAACUCUCGGUGACAUUCGUCUACCGCCGCCUCUUCUUCAAUGUGGAAGAUUCGGUAGUCCGCAUAUGUCGCAUUAUUAAUUAUACGCUCAUGGUUGUCCUGACGGGCUUCUUCACUGCCGCCACGCUUGUUAGCAUGUUUGCGUGUCAACCGAUACAAAAGGCCUGGCUACCGAAGACACCAGGCGUAUGUAUCGACACUACCAUCAUGUUCAACUAUGUCACCAGCGCUAUCAACAUAUCUACCAGCUUAUGUCUAAUCGGCCUUCCACUGCCGGUGCUUUACAUGUCAAAAAACAGAGAAAUUGAGAUUAAGCAACUGUUUGGGUUAAUCUUGUUUGGCUUAGUGGACACUGCGAUUUCCGCCGUCCGUAUGUACAUGAUUUCCGAUCUGCAUGAUGUCAAACAAGACUUUACUUGGAACAUCAUUCCCACACACAUUAUUAUCGUUGUCGAAAUGAACAUUACUAUUAUUGCAGCAUCGCUUGUCGUUAUGAGGCCCUGCUUUCAGACCAUCUUCGACAACCUCUUCCCCGGGUCACCUAACGCCAGCCACAAUAGGCCUGGUCAUGGGAACUCUAGUCGAGUUAGGAGGGCAUCCGGCUACAUUAGAAGCCUGGGUGAGAGCAGUAAGAGCGCAUUACGUGACCCCUCUGUUCAUACCAGCCCAGAGGGCGUUGCUGGUAUCACCAAGACGGUGGACAUUGAAAUGGCGAGCCAAAACGCCAGCACAGAAGAUAUUCUUCGCGAAACGCGAUUAAGAAAUCCUCUUGAUCGGCCAGAGUGGCACGAAGAGACGGAAAAUAGUUCUCAGAAGAACUAA